AUGUCUGAAGAAUACGAAAGCGUUUGUCUGGUGAAGCCUGAAGUAUUCGUUUAUCGCAUACCACCUCUUACUAGCAACCGAGGACAUAAGGCUGCAGAUUGGAAGUUAGAUGAACCAGACUGGACAGGACGCAUGCGUUUAGUAGCUACUGGUAAGAAGUUGGAAUUACGAUUAGAAGAUAAGGUAUCUGGGCAGUUGUUUGCGAAAUGUCCGAUAGAUGAAUAUCCAGGUCUUAGUAUCGAGCCUGUCCUCGACUCUUCACGGUAUUUUGUCGUUCGAUUAAAAAAUGAUAACGGUCAAACAGCCUUUAUCGGUUUGGGGUUCGCUGAUCGGAGUGAUUCGUUUGAUUUGAAUGUUGCGCUACAAGAGCAUUUCAAAUAUAUUAAAAAAACCACAGAAUUCUGUAAAGAACAAAUGAAUGAUCAACCAAAGCUGGACCUUGGUUUCAAAAAAGGACAAACUAUAACUAUAAAUUUUGGGAAAAAAACAUCAACAAAUCCUCAGCAGGCAAGGACAUCAGCAGCAAAUGAAAGCAGCAAUUCUGGAUGCUUCCCAUUAUUGCCACCACCACCGUCAACAAUGUCUCCUAUUACUCAGCGUUUACGCAACAUUUCAUGCGCGAGAGCAGAAUUCAAACCUUAA
This is a messenger RNA of Cercopithifilaria johnstoni, 642 nucleotides long. The record is from the annotation of a GenBank genome assembly. Lineage: Eukaryota; Metazoa; Nematoda; Chromadorea; Rhabditida; Onchocercidae.